AUGUGGAGGCUCAAGGUGGCGGAGGGCGGCGGCCCAUGCCUACGGUCGACCAACGGCUUCCUUGGGCGAGCCGUGUGGGAAUUCGACCCAGACCUUGGCACGUUGGACGAGCAUUCCGAGGUGGAGAAGAUGCGCCGGGAGUUCACUGAGAACCGCUUCAAGCGGAGGGAGUCUUCCGAUCUCCUCAUGCGCAUGCAGUGCGCAAAGGAAAACGGUCCUCAACGAGAUCUUCCACGCAUCAACCUUCAGGAGGAUGAACAGGUCACUGAAGAAAUUGUACUCAACUCGUUAAGGCGAGCUUUGGAUAAGUUCUCUUCUCUGCAAGCCAGUGAUGGGCACUGGCCCGGUGAUUUUAGUGGGGUCAUGUUCAUCAUGCCUGGCUUGAUAUUCGCAUUGUAUGUCACCAAAUCACUCAAUGUUGUGAUAUCACCCGAACAUCGGCGUGAGAUAUGCCGCUACAUAUACAACCAUCAGAACGAAGAUGGUGGAUGGGGCACUCUUAUAUUAGGCUCAAGCAGCAUGUUUGGCACAUGUUCAAAUUACAUCACCCUAAGGCUUCUCGGCGAGGAGCUAAAUGGCAAGAACAAUGCAUUGGCUAAAGGGCGUGCAUGGAUCCUAACCCAUGGUGGUGCAACCUUGGUGCCCCAGUGGGGAAAAAUAUGGCUUUCGAUACUUGGAGUGUACGAUUGGUCAGGAAAUAAUCCAAUUUUCCCUGAACUAUGGCUAUCUCCCCAAUUUCUUCCAUUUCAUCCAGGGAAAUUCUGGUGCUUAACCCGUAUGGUUUAUCUCCCAAUGGCUUACCUUUAUGGUAAGAAAUUCGUGGGACCAAUUACAUCAACUAUACUGGCCAUCAGAGAGGAGAUUUAUGACUCUUCAUAUGAAAAGAUUGACUGGAGAGGACCUGCUCUGUCCACGGACACCAUUUGCAAGAUCUUUGUUUGGACUUCACUUUACAAGUAUGUGGAACCGAGAUUGAGCUGUUGGCCAAUGAAUAAACUGAGGGAGAAAGCUCUGAGGAAUCUCAUGGAGCAUAUCCAUUAUGAAGAUGUGAACACGCAGUAUGUCUGCAUAUGUGCUGUAAACAAGACUCUGAACAUGGUCUGCUGCUGGGUAGAAGAUCCAAAUUCAGACGCAUUCAGGUGUCAUCUUGCAAGGAUACCUGAUUUCUUGUGGCUCUCAGAAGAUGGCAUGAAAGCACAGGUAUAUGAUGGUUGUCAGAGCUGGGAGACAGCUUUUAUAAUUCAAGCAUUUUGCGCUACAGAUCUUGUCAAUGAGUAUGGUCCAACUAUUCAGAGAGCCCAUGAGUUCAUAAAACAUUCACAGGUUCUCAGGAAUCAUCCUGGUGACCAAAGUUACUGGCAUCGUCAUACAUCAAAGGGUUCAUGGACUCUUUCAUCUGCAGACAAUGGAUGGGCUGUCUCUGACACUACAGGAGAAGCACUGAAGGCUGUACUGCUGUUAUCAAAAAUCUCAAACAACCUUGUCGGGUAUCCAAUAGAAAGAGGAAGGUUGUAUGAUGCUGUUGAUUGCCUUCUAUCUUUUAUGAAUACAGAUGGUACCUUUUCAACAUAUGAAUGCAAAAGAACUUCUUCUUGGAUAGAGAUCCUCAAUCCUUGUGAGAGUUUUCCAAACAUGGUUGUUGAUCAUCCUUAUCCAGAAUGCACUUCAUCAGUGCUUCAAGCGCUGGUACUGUUCAAAGAAUUAUACCCUUCCUACCGUACCAAAGAUAUAAAAAAAUGUAUCAGAAGCGCGACAACAUUUAUUGAGAGCAGACAACAAGAAGAUGGUUCUUGGUUAGGAACUUGGGGUGUAUGUUUCACCUAUGCGGCCUUCUUUUCGAUUAAAGGAUUGGUUACUGCUGGAAGAACGUACGAGAAUAGCCCUUCUAUCAGGAAAGCAUGUCAGUUUCUAUUGUCGAAGCAGCUCAAUACUGGUGGAUGGGGAGAAAGCCAUGUAUCUAAUGAAACUCAGGUUUAUGUAAAUUUCAAAGGUGACCGUGCUCAUGCAGUGAAUACUGCUUGGGCAAUGCUGGCUUUAAUUUAUGCUGGACAGAUUGAGCGUGAUCCAGCACCACUACAUCAUGCUGCGAAAGAGCUGAUCAAUAUGCAGAUGGAAACAGGAGAAUUUCCUCAACAAGUAGGUUCAUCCUCCACAUAG
This is a messenger RNA of Miscanthus lutarioriparius, 2157 nucleotides long. The record is from the annotation of a GenBank genome assembly. NCBI's taxonomy places the organism in Eukaryota, Viridiplantae, Streptophyta, Magnoliopsida, Poales, Poaceae.